AUGCACAAUAAGGAACUCCUGGCCAUCAUCCAAUCCUUUGAACACUGGCGCAUCUUUCUGGAGGAACAGCACAUCCUAUCACAGUUUUUACCAAUCACAGGAAUCUGGAAUACUGGAAAGAGUCCAGAACCUUCAAUUGCUGCCACACACAAUGGCACCUCCUGCUGGCCAGCUAUAAUUUCCAGAUCUUGUAUAGGCCAGGAAACAAUCUGGAAAGCCAAUGCCCUAUCACGCUGGUCAGAUCACGCCAAUAUACCUCCUGCCAACCAGACCAUGCUCCCGGACCCUGUGUUUGCCAAUGUUGCCCUAUUAACCCCAGAAAAAGAGUUACAAUGCCAGAUCAAAGCCUCCUUAGACCAGGAUGAAUCCUUGGAAGAAAUACUCCAGUUCCUCCAGGGUGAAUCCAAAGCGCUGCCAUCUGUAAAACAAGCAUUCAAGGACUACAAGAUGGAAGCUGGGCUAUUGUUCUACCAAGGAAGAAUUGUGGUUCUGGACGUUGGGACCCUACAGACAGACGUACUGCGCAUAUUCCACAACAGCCCCUUGGCAGGUCAUCCAGGGAGGCAACGCACCCUAGAACUGGUAUCAAGGAAUUACUACUGGCCCAGGAUCUGUGCUGACACAUACUGGCACGUGGAUUCCUGUGAAACAUGUCAACAGAUUAGGAAACCCAAGUAUGCCUCAAUCCCGCCACAGCCACUAGAACUGCCAUCACAACCCUGGCAACACGUAUCAUACAACAUGAUUGUGGACCUACCCAAGGAUGGAAACAACAACUCAAUCCUAGUCAUUGUUGACAGUUUCACCAAGUAUGGAAUAUUUGUCAAGUGUUCCAAGAAACUCAAGGCACCUGAGUUAGCGGAGUUAUUCCUGGAAAAUGUAUGGAAGCAUCACGAUUCUUACAGGCCCUGUACAAACGCCUUGGCAUUGACCCUCACUUCUUUGGCAUAUCACCCCCAGAGCAACAGACAAACGGAACAAGUCAACCCUUCCAUCAAACACUUUGUCAGGGCUUAUUCAGGAGUCAACCAAAGGGAUUGGACUAAAUGGCUCCCAAUGGCAGAAUUUGCAUACAACAAUGCUGUACAUAGUAGCACGGGAAAGACCCCUUUCAAGGCCUUGUACGGGUGGGAACCUACCUUAACUCCGUCAAACGUACCAACAGAUGUCCCAGAAGCGGAAGACCUUGCCCAAACAAUGGAAGCACAGUGGAAGGAAGUGGAAUCCACACUCUGGCAAUCUAAGCAACAAAUGGUAGCCGGGGAAGAAGGAAGUCCAACAGAGUUCAAGAUUGGAGAAGAAGUUUGGUUAGAUGCCAAGAAUAUCAAACUCAAGACUCUAAGUCCAAAACUAAUGGAACAAUGUCUGGGCCCAUUCAGGGUUAUCAAAAAGGUCUCCAACCAAGCAUACUGCCUAGAACUCCCGCCAACUAUGCAAAUCCAUAAUGUCUUUUACAUAGGGUUACUAUCUAAGGUCAAAAGAGACAAGAAACACAACUUUGAGAACCGUCCACCACCAGUUACUAUAGACAGAGAAGAGGAGUACAAGGUGGAAGGCAUAACGGACGCAGAGGAACAAAACAGGAAAUGGUUUUUUAGGGUCAAAUGGAAAGGAUAUGGGUCAGAGGAGAACACAUGGGAACCCCAGGAAAACCUCAAAAAUGCGGGGAAAAUUUUAAAGAAGUACAAGGAAGAAAUGAAAAAGAAGGCCCUUGGCGCUGCCAAGGCCCUUAGAGGGGGGGGCAGUGUUGUAGACACAUUUGAUACCACGGAAUUUAUUCCAAUUUUCUCAAAUUUAAACAAAGUUGAACAGACAACAUUUUUGAUCACGUGA
Molecule: messenger RNA, 1833 nt
Organism: Rhizoctonia solani
Lineage: Eukaryota; Fungi; Basidiomycota; Agaricomycetes; Cantharellales; Ceratobasidiaceae
Product: Retrotransposable element Tf2 protein
Exons: 2
Coding region: 1-1833 (610 amino acids)
Molecular function (GO): nucleic acid binding
Source: RefSeq, a predicted model, not a curated record